AUAUCUCCAAUCCGAACUUGCAGAUAUAGAGGCCACUUUAGACAAGCUCGAUUGACUAUACAACGACACAGCAAAGGGAAAUGACACAUGCGAUGUUCCCAGAAGCCUAUUUGCAUUGAAGAAGAAAGAGGAUAGCGAGUACCUAGACUGUAUGCAUCGGCUGAGGAAGACAUUGAAAGAAUACUAUGAAGCACUCCGAGCACAAGCACGCUUCCUGAACCAAGUCUCCCCCAACAGACGAACUUGCAAGAACCUUCAAGCGCUGUUCCAGUCACACAGAUUUGACAUGGCACAGAUGAAUUCCAGCUCUUUCCUGAAUGGGCGCUAUCAUGGUGAUUUGGUCGCUAAUUCGUGGGAGGAGAGGGAAUUUGCAUCCAAGUCUAUGGGGAUGUAUCUAUAUCGACCUUUCGAGGAGAAGCGCAUCGCCACACCAAGAGGCGAAAUGAGGAUCUUCUCAGACAAACGCAUCCGAUCUGUGGUCAGACUGCUCGCUAUCCCAGUCUCCUCUAUUCUUCUGGCUCUCUCGAUUGUGGUCCUGUAUUUUAUCAGUAGCCAGACUGUUCGCCUUGGCCUGGUGAUACUGUUCUCGACUCUUUAUCCUGCUGCUCUUGCUAUGUUGAGCGAUGCAAAGAAUUCGGAGAUUAUGGCAGUUACUGCGGCAUAUGCUGCUGUGUCUGUGGUAUUUGCGAGUGGUUUGAACUGACUAAAAUUGGAAUAGUGGAUGUAUUGAAGAAGGGGCAAGCAAUCUGCAUCCUGUAAAAGGAGAUUCUUGCUUGAGUAAAAGUAUUGAAUAUUUAUUAUGUGUCUUAUCCAUCUCUACUCUGAAUGCAUGCCCGAUUUCUCAG
Messenger RNA from Aspergillus sclerotioniger CBS 115572, 845 nucleotides. RefSeq lists its product as uncharacterized. The transcript is spliced from 4 exons. Lineage: Eukaryota; Fungi; Ascomycota; Eurotiomycetes; Eurotiales; Aspergillaceae. The coding region runs from base 152 to 703 and encodes 183 amino acids. The record is from RefSeq and is a predicted model, not a curated record.